UGAUCUCUCCUGAAGUAUGUUCAAUAUGGCUGCAUCUCUCACUGUUCUCAGCGCUCUUGUGUUUCUGUUAGGGCAUGGGCAUGGGCAUAAGCACACUUUUCCAAUGAGAUGGUGCACAACAUCCAAUGAAGAACAAUCCAAAUGCGAUGACUUUAAAGUUGAGUUGAUGAAAAUAGAUAAUACUACCAUACCUGGAUGUGUUCAGGCCGAAAAUGCUGUUGAAUGCAUGGAAAAAAUCAAAAAAGGAGAGGCAGAUUUGAUCACCCUGGAUGGUGGAGAUGUAUAUAAAGCAGGUAAAGAGUUUGGAAUGGUUCCUGUGGUCGGCGAAGAUUAUGGUUAUGGCACAUUGAGCUACUAUGCUGUAGCAGUUGUAAAGAAGACCAACACUGAGAUUCAAUUUGACAAGCUGGAAGGCAAGAAGACAUGCCACACUGGAGCUGGAAAAACAGCAGGUUGGAAUGUGCCAGUUGGAACUCUUCUCUCCAAGAAAUACAUGAAGUCGGAUCCUAGCUGUAAUCCCUAUGUAGCAGCAGGAAAAUAUUUCAAGGAAAGCUGUGUUCCGAGUAAGUAAUGAUCAAGUCUUCCUUGUUAUAUUCACCUCUUACCUAGUCAUGAGUCAGCUAGUACAUAGCCUGCAAACAGGCUCCUGGUGAGCCCAAACAAAGCAAGACUUAGUGAGCCUUUAGACAUUCUAUUGAUGCCCCCUUUCCAUGAUACCAGGAUCUGGUAUCAUGAUGUGAUUGGUUAAAUUGUUGAUUGUUGACAUCUUUGAGAUGAAUAUUUGACAGAUCUUUGUAAAAUGUGGCUGACCGCCAUACACGACUCCCAAUUGGUUCAUGACAUUG
Molecule: messenger RNA, 845 nt
Organism: Orbicella faveolata
Lineage: Eukaryota; Metazoa; Cnidaria; Anthozoa; Scleractinia; Merulinidae
Product: melanotransferrin-like
Biological process (GO): iron ion transport
Cellular component (GO): early endosome; extracellular region; recycling endosome
Source: RefSeq, a predicted model, not a curated record